Messenger RNA from Myripristis murdjan (pinecone soldierfish), 408 nucleotides. Its product is annotated as mannose-specific lectin-like. The record is from RefSeq and is a predicted model, not a curated record. The coding region runs from base 75 to 407 and encodes 110 amino acids. NCBI's taxonomy places the organism in Eukaryota, Metazoa, Chordata, Actinopteri, Holocentriformes, Holocentridae. The transcript is spliced from 3 exons.
CUGUGCAGCACAACCUCAGCAGCUCCUUCAGCAUCUGUUUCUCAGCCUGAAGAAGCAACUUCUCCAACCGAAUCAUGAGCAAGAACUCCAUCAGCACCAAUGAGGAGCUUUUUAAGGGCGAUUACCUCCUCAGCAACAACGGCAACUAUAAAGCAGUCUUCCAGGACGACAGCAACUUUGUCAUCUACCAAUGGGCUCACAAGUGGGACACAAAUACCAGUGGCUCCGGAGGAUAUCGAGUCAUCAUGCAGGAGGACGGCAACCUUGUGAUCUACACCAGCUCUGAUAAACCAGUGUGGGGCAGUGACACCCACGGCGAUCAGAAUCCAAGGAUGCGGCUGGCCUUGACUGAUGAAGGUCAGCUGGUUGUGACCAGAAACGGUCAAAUCAUUUGGACGUCAUCCUAAG